Molecule: messenger RNA, 672 nt
Organism: Nasonia vitripennis (jewel wasp)
Lineage: Eukaryota; Metazoa; Arthropoda; Insecta; Hymenoptera; Pteromalidae
Product: piggyBac transposable element-derived protein 3-like
Exons: 2
Coding region: 5-367 (120 amino acids)
Source: RefSeq, a predicted model, not a curated record
GUUGAUGGAUGUUUCAAAAAGAAAAUUGUGUCAAUAUCAUUUGUAUAUUGAUAAUUUUUUCACAAGUCCUGAUCUGCUCGUACAUUUGAUGAAAAACGGUCUAAAGGCAACUGGUACUGUACGACGAAACAGAAUAGAAAUAAAGCAUGAAUUUGACAAGAAAGCUGUAAAAGCGGCUUCUGUCAGUCCUAUCAAACCCCUCAAAAGGUAUUCAUCCGAUGUUCGUAAUAAAGCAGAAAUUCGGUUUCCUUCAGCUUUUGUUGCUUACAAUAAAUUUAUGGGUGGUGUGGAUACCCAUGAUUUUAGAUGCAAAAAAACUGUACCAAAAAUAAAUUCAAAAAAGUGGACAUGGUCAGUUUUUAUUUGACUAAUACAAUCAUCCAUUGUAAAUGCAACGGUUAUUUACAAUAUUUGCAAAGAAGACGGUAAGGUAAAAACCAAAACCAUGGCUAUGAAAGUUAGCGAGUCAUAUUUAUUGGGUAAGUCAAGAAAUUUGAUAGAGCAUAAAUUUGAUUCAAAAGCAAGACGAGUUUGCUCUGUAGAAAAGUGUAUUUUGCGAACGACACGGUAUUGUUUAGAUUGUAACAAUUACUUUUGCGUUAAUUGUUUCCAAAUUAUUCAUAAAUGAAACGCAAAAUACCAUGAAAGACGGUAAGGUAUUUGAAGAAUAAA